AGAAAAGAAGCCUACCUGUCACUGACAUGCGCGUUAAUAUAAAGACAGGGACUUUACAGAUACAAAAAAGUUUCGCUAUCUUAUUAAUCUUAUCAGAGCUAUAUGGUAUCUGAACAACACUUUGAGAUAUUGUUUUGAGAGUGGAGCUGGUAUCAGGAGAGGUUAUAAUUUGAAUAUGCGGCAAUAUUGAAUUAUUGGAAUAAUUUGUAGAAUAAAUCGUUCUACCCUUGCCUACAUUCUUCUGUGAAAGUAAGAUAGAGAACUACAAUCCUGUCUAUCUAUACUAUAGACGUUUGUAGAGAUACAUGUAGUAUGGACGUAGGUCUAGUACAGUUGGAGUCCAGUCUAUGGGUUGGUAAGAAACGUUACCGGGCAGCCCUUACCGGUUUGCACCUCAACUGGACUGAGCUCGAUAAGAAGAACCGCGAUAAGACCGUUUCAGUACCAGUGUCGGAGGUUGUUGGUGUGGAGGAGGGGCGUGUGGAGGUUCUACCCCAGAGGUCAGUUUCUGAAGACACAGACAGAGACUUCACAGUGUUCUAUGUGAAGCGCAGCAGCAGUGGUAGUUCCUAUGGGUUGCUAUGGCACCUGGGCAGGACCCAGUUCAGCUGUCCCAGCAGGGACCUCAGAGACCAGUGGAUGACCCUGCUGAGGAUUGCCCUCAAAACACACAGCUCCUCUCGUCCUCACAGGUUGUUGGUGUUCAUCAACCCGUUCGGAGGAAAGAAACAAGGGAGACAGAUCUAUCACUCUCUAGUGGCCCCACUGUUUGAGCUGGCAGGUAUCAGCGCUCAUGUUAUAGUGACAGAGCGGGCCAACCAGGCGAGAGACCACAUACUAAAGAAAGACCUGACUGGUUUCGAUGGUGUGGUAUGUGUGGGCGGGGACGGAAUGUUCAGCGAGCUGCUGCACGGUGUGAUUGGCCGAACACAGCAGGAGGCAGGGCUAUCGGAGCAUGACCCCUCUCUACAGUCCUGUGACCUUCACAUUGGCAUCAUUCCUGCAGGCUCCACAGACUGUGUGUGUUUCGCCACUGUGGGAGUCAAUGACCCAGUGACCUCUGCUCUGCAUAUUAUCAUUGGAGACUCUCAGCCUCUGGACGUGUGUUCUGUCCACCACCGCUCGUCUCUGGUGCGUUACUCUGUGUCUCUGGUAGGAUACGGGUUCUAUGGAGACGUGCUGGCUGAAAGUGAGAGACACCGCUGGAUGGGGCCUCUCAGAUAUGACUAUUCAGGUGCUAUGGUGUACCUGAGUAACAGGAGCUAUGCAGGCCUAGUUCAGUACCUACCAGCAGACCACCAGCUCUCCAGCCCCAGGGACAACACACGCUGCCUCUCUGGGUGCAGAGUGUGUUCUACGAGCACAGGGAGGCUGUUCCCCCACUCUCCAGAUGCUAGUUCCAACGACAGCUCCCACUUCAGUCAGUUCAGCAGCGACUCAGAGGGUGAUUGGGUGAGUGUGGAGGGCCGGUUCAAGGCUGUGUCUCUCACCUGUAUGUCUAGCUCCUGUCCUCGCAGUCCCCUGGGGCUGUCCCCCUCAGCACACCUGGCCGAUGGGACAGGUGACCUCAUCAUUGUACGGGACACACACCCCCUAGGGUUCCUCACCUUCCUACACAGACACACCAGCUCACAGGACCAGUUUGACCUGCCCUUCGUGGAUGUCCACCGCGUGAAGGCAGUGCGUUUCUCUCUCCCGCCCGGAGAAAAGGAGGAAGAGAGGGGUGAAGAGAGGGAGACGGUAAAUGAUGGCGGGAUGGUGGAAGAGGGAGAGACACCAAGCCAGAGCGGAUCCCAACAUCACCUGGUAGAAAGAGGAGAGGAGCGAGGGAUGGCGAACGACAGGAGGAAGAAGAAAGACUUCUUGUGUGGCCUGUGCUGCAGUAAACCUUCAGUGUCCGUGUGGAACUGCGACGGAGAAAUACUUCCUCACACUGAGAUCCUCUGCAGGGUUCAUGGUCAGCUGGUACGUCUGUAUGCCCGGGGCAUGGAGGACGGAUCAGCCACGCCCACCAGGAAGUGAACUGUGUUAGGGUCCGUUCACUCUACUGACUGAGGAAGGCUGUGUUAGGGUCCGUUCACACUACUGACUGAGGAAGGCUGUGUUAGGGUCCGUUCACACUACUGACUGAGGAAGGCUGUGUUAGGGUCCGUUCACACUACUGACUGAGGAAGGCUGUGUUAGGGUCCGUUCACACUACUGACUGAGGAAGGCUGUGUUAGGGUCCGUUCACACUACUUGCAGAGAAAAACAAUGCCAGAAAGGAAGACAUUAAUGAUUCUAAUCAAUAAUUCUGCCAGCUAGGACCAAUUAAAUGGCUUUCUCUCUGGUGUAGUUUUUUGUAGUGUGAACGGAGCCUUACUGUGAUACUGAGGAGAUGUAUCUUUCAUAACUGAAGAAGGCUGUAUUACUGUCAUGCGGUCAAUGGUUACUGUACGAACCCCAUGUAGGCUCAAUGACAACGUAUCAGUUAGUGGGUCAUGAAGGAUGUCUGUGGAAAGACUUAUUUUUCUGACAUGUGACUGUAUCAACAGAAUAACCAACAGAGCCUUACAUUUCACAUAUCUGAUGAAAUGGUUACUGUAACUAACCCCCCAGUACAUUAGGGUCAACAUACAAGUUAUUGGGACAAUGGUCAUGAAUGAUGUCUGAGUUUGGAAGGAGGUGUGACUGAAUGUACCAACACAAUACCCAAAAGAGCCUUCCAUUUCACUUUAUCUGCUUUCUCUCUUUAACCAAAUAAAUAAUUCCAGAAUAUUUAAUAUUUCAACAAGUCUUAAGAUAGAGGCUUGAGGUAAUUCAAGGAAUAUACACAGUGUUCAAAACAUUAAGAACACCUGCUCUUUCCAUGACAUAGACUUAUGGUAUUUUCGCCUGUAAAUGUGUAUUCAUGUUCAUUUCAGCGGCUGAUUUGCAGUUAUGAAAAUGUUGUACUUAAUAAAUGGACAGACCUUUUUAUUAA
Coregonus clupeaformis (lake whitefish) is the source of this 2962-nucleotide messenger RNA. Its product is annotated as ceramide kinase. Bases 313 to 2022 code for a protein of 569 amino acids. Lineage: Eukaryota; Metazoa; Chordata; Actinopteri; Salmoniformes; Salmonidae. The transcript has 13 exons. The record is from RefSeq and is a predicted model, not a curated record. Gene Ontology annotation, molecular function: kinase activity.